Colletotrichum siamense is the source of this 600-nucleotide messenger RNA. RefSeq lists its product as uncharacterized. The transcript has a single exon. NCBI's taxonomy places the organism in Eukaryota, Fungi, Ascomycota, Sordariomycetes, Glomerellales, Glomerellaceae. The record is from RefSeq and is a predicted model, not a curated record. Bases 1 to 600 code for a protein of 199 amino acids.
AUGACAUUAGGCAUCUGGCAUAGAUUACGCCAGGCCCAGGAGUCUCGUCACGAGAAGGUCGAGGGUGGAAUAGAGGUAAUCACUAGUCUACCACGGUCACUCCUCGACAUUUUCUCUUCGAUCCAAGACGACUCUUCGGAGGAUGCACUGCUCUCGUGGCCAGGAGAGCUCGGCGAGAUACCGCAGAUCCACCUGUGGGAAGCCUAUCGCUUCGCUGGAGCUCUCACUGGUCGGCGGUUGAGAAGGGGUCGGGGUCUCCCAUCGUCAGCUCCGUCAACGGAGCUCCUGGUCGGUCGCCUUGUGGCAGCCAUCGAUGCCCUCUGCGACACACGGACGCGGUCCGAAUAUGACCAUCUGCUCACAACAAACUCGCUGCUUUAUCCGUAUGUUGCGGCACGGUUGGAGGUUGCCACCUUGCAACGACGGCCUUCUUGGAUGGAGGUGCUGCGCCGUGCUGUCGACAUUUGCCAACCUUACGGCAGAAGCGCGAACGCGUGCAAUAUUGCAGACAUGUUGGAUGAGGCGUGGAAGGCUGGCGAUGAUGAUUACGACAUCGACGAGUAUGCCAGACGGAGGAACGUGGAGAUAGCUCUCUUUUGA